GCCAGAUUCGCCUACAGUAGAUUCUUCUUUGGAUCGCUUUUGUUAGCCUGGGGACGGGCCAAGCUUGUGCGGCGUCCAGUUUGAGUGCGUCCCAUGCAAUCCCCAAUUGGUCAGUCGAAGUGCGUAUAAAUACAAGCAGUAGACCUUGGACUCGAGCGUGACAGCAAACAUUCUCCGCCAGCUGGAGAGAGUCGAGUUGGAUCUGUGGGGUUGGAAUUUGAAGUCUGAUGAACUUGGUGAUUGAUUACACGUUUUUGCUCUUGUUUGGUGGUGAGUUUAGCGCCCUUAAGCAGCGACGCGCGAGGUGACCGUCUUAUCAGGAAGGUUGCAGUGGCUCUAGAAUUGAGUCACAAUCUGUAGGGGUGCAGGACGAGCAACGUAGGGUGGAUUUCCUGGAAGUUCGAAAGUUGAGAAGAGAGAAGGUGUUGGACGGAAGACGUGGAUUGAACAUUAUAUUGUAUUGUGGGGAUUGAAUAUUAACUUGCGUGCACACACACACACACAAAGAUGGCGUUUUUAAAGAAGAUUAAGUCUAUCGAUGCCCCGAUGAGGCUGCUGGUGCCGAAAAAGGUAUCAGAGGAUGACAUGCUCGUUGAUUACGGCUCCCAGUUAGGAAACCGGUUCCUCGACAUCCUUGAAAGUUUGCACGGCAAAAGCAUGAGAGAAACGGUAAUGAAUUGUUACGAAUUGGCGGGAGCGUUUGCCAAUUCCCAUAGCAGGGAGGAGGAGAAACUUCAGCAACUGUCGUCUUUGCUGAAUAAUCUAAACCCGACUGAUUCGAUCGUGGUGGCCAGUUCUUUUUCGCACAUGCUCAACCUCGGAAAUCUUGCAGAGGAGAUCCAGAUUGCCUAUCGUCGUCCGACCAACAAGAAGGGAAACAUUGGCGAUGAAAACAGUGCAUUGACAGAAUCUGAUUUGGACCAGACGUUUCAACGGUUAAAGGACGAGCUGCAUAAAUCCCCUGAUGAGAUUUUUGAGGCCCUGAAGAAACAAACUGUGGACCUAGUCUUCACAGCCCAUCCAACCCAAUCUGUUCGUCGAUCUCUGCUGCAGAAGCAUUCUCGGAUUCGAGAUUGCCUGUCACAGAUGUACCAGAAAGAUGUCACAGCCGAGGAGAAGCAGGAACUAGACGAGGCCCUGCAAAGGGAGAUACAAGCUGCGUUUCGCACUGACGAGAUCCGGCGGUCACAGCCAGCACCUCAGGACGAGAUGCGUGCGGGUAUGAGUUACUUCCAUGAAACUAUUUGGAACGGAUUGCCCAAGUUCUUACGACGCGUCGAUACUGCCUUAAAAGGAAUCGGCGUGAAGGAGCGUUUGCCACAUGACGUACCUCUUAUCCAAUUUUCCUCAUGGAUGGGUGGUGAUCGCGAUGGAAACCCACGUGUCACCCCCGACGUGACAAGAGACGUGUGUUUGUUGGCUCGAUUGAUGGCAGCUAAUCUUUACUACUCUCAAAUUGAAGAUCUGAUGUUCGAGCUGUCUAUGUGGCGCUGCAGUGACGAGCUCAAACAGAGGGUGGCGAUUCUGGAGGCGCAAACUAAGAAAGAGUCGAAGCAUUAUACUGAGUUCUGGAAACACAUUCCACCCAACGAACCUUUCCGAGUAUUGUUGGGAAACAUGCGUGACAAGCUGUACAACACGCGGGAGCGGAUGCGUCAGUUGCUAGCCAACGGCAAGAGUGACAUCAAUCUGGAAGACACGUUCACCGAAAAAUCUCAGAUUCUUGAGCCUUUGGAGCUGUGCCAUAGGUCAUUGUGUGAAACUGGAGACAAGCCAAUUGCCGACGGCAGUCUUCUAGAUUUCAUGCGCCAAGUUUCGUGCUUCGGAUUGAGCUUGGUAAAGCUUGAUAUCCGACAAGAAUCUGAUCGCCAUACUGAUGUGCUGGAUACCAUAACCAACUAUCUUGGUAUAGGAUCUUAUCGCGACUGGUCUGAAGAGCAGCGCCAGGACUGGCUCCUGUCUGAGCUUCGCGGUAGGAGGCCUUUGUUUGGACCCGAUAUGCCGACAACAGAGGAAGUGAAGGAUGUUCUGGAUACUUUCAAAGUCAUUGCAGAGUUGCCGGAAGAUUGCUUUGGCGCCUACAUCAUCUCCAUGGCAACUGCUCCAUCAGAUGUCUUGGCAGUGGAGCUCUUGCAGCGCGAGUCCCAUAUCCCGACUCCUCUGCGAGUGGUGCCUUUGUUUGAGAAGCUAGCUGAUUUGGAAUCAGCCCCGGCCACGCUUUCACGUCUCUUCUCUAUUGACUGGUACCUCAGUCGCAUCAACGGUAAGCAAGAGGUUAUGAUAGGUUACUCCGACUCUGGAAAGGAUGCGGGUCGUUUGUCAGCAGCAUGGCAAAUGUUCAAGGCACAAGAGGAUCUCGUGAAAGUGGCAAAGCAGUAUGAAGUCCGACUCACGAUGUUUCACGGUCGUGGAGGCACCGUUGGCAGGGGUGGAGGUCCGACACAUCUUGCUAUUCUGUCUCAGCCUCCAGACACCAUUAACGGAUCGUUGCGAGUUACAAUUCAAGGAGAGGUUAUUGAGCAGUCGUUCGGGGAGGAACACUUGUGCUUCAGGACAUUGCAGCGUUUCACUGCUGCUACGCUUGAACAUGGAAUGAAUCCUCCCAUUGCACCAGAGCCUGAGUGGAGAGACCUCAUGGACUUCAUGGCAGUGAUUGCUACCGACGAGUACCGUUCCAUCGUCUUCAAAAAUCCUAGAUUUGUGGAGUAUUUUCGAACAGCCACACCGGAGCUAGAGUAUGGGCGAAUGAACAUCGGCAGUCGUCCAUCGAAACGCAAACCCAGUGGCGGCAUUGAAUCCUUGCGAGCAAUCCCAUGGAUCUUCGCUUGGACACAAACACGUUUCCAUUUGCCUGUGUGGCUAGGACUUGGUGCUGCUUUAAAGCAGGCGUUGGAAGCCGGGCCGGGGAAUUUCGAUACUCUCUCCCGGAUGUAUGAUCUAUGGCCUUUCUUCCGAGUGACGAUCGACUUAGUGGAGAUGGUUUUCGCCAAAGGUGACCCUCGAAUUGCCGAGUUGUACGAUAAUUUGCUUGUACCUGAAGAGUUGAAGCCCUUAGGUGAAGAGUUGCGGGAGAAGUACAACGAGACCAAGUCGCAUCUUCUGAAGAUUGCGAGACAUACGGAUAUCCUUCAAGGAAAUCCUACUCUGAAGCAGCGUCUUCGACUUAGAGAACCCGUCAUCACUGCUCUCAAUGUGCAACAAGCUUUUACGCUCAAGAAGAUGCGAGAGCAGACCGGGCAAGGAACACAGUCUGAGUCUCCCAAGUCUACAAAGCCUGCCUCGGAUCCAGUGACGCUAAACCCAACGACUGAGUUUGCGCCUGGCUUGGAAGACACCAUGAUUAUUACUAUGAAGGGCAUUGCCGCAGGUAUUCAGAACACAGGGUAGAGUCCAAUUCAACCUCGAAUACAUGAUAUUCAAAACCGAAGAUUGGUGUUUAGAAUUGUUGAACUUGUCGCCAGCCCUCUUGUCAUGUACAUGUGGAUGUAACAUUCUAUGUUCCAGAUGAAGUUUUUCAGAACGUAUAGGAUCUUAACGUUUACAUCUUCUAGAGCUUCCACCUAGACAUCGGUUUCACAUUUUCAGAGAGGCUUAACGGCAGUGCAGCAUAUUGUAGUCUACAUGCUGUGUAAGCGAGUUAGACAGGAUGGUUGCUCAGCAUUGCCCUUGUGACAGACGAACAGUCCAGGGUUGGCACUUCACUUCGCAAGUGCAAACAGGCUUUCCAUACUAAGGAUAUUUAUUCUGGUAGAUUUUUGAGGUUUAUAAUUUCUUGAAGGUUUGCAGCAGAUCAUGUAGAAUUUGGAUGCUUUUCACUUGUGUAGACAGCCCAAAUAUCGUUGCUGUACUUUUGUUCUGUAGUAUUAAAACUUAAUCACCAAUAUUUAAUCUGAUCCACAAUUUAAAUGUCU
Molecule: messenger RNA, 3911 nt
Organism: Physcomitrium patens
Lineage: Eukaryota; Viridiplantae; Streptophyta; Bryopsida; Funariales; Funariaceae
Product: phosphoenolpyruvate carboxylase
Biological process (GO): tricarboxylic acid cycle; carbon fixation
Cellular component (GO): cytosol
Molecular function (GO): phosphoenolpyruvate carboxylase activity
Source: RefSeq, a predicted model, not a curated record